Molecule: messenger RNA, 4563 nt
Organism: Oncorhynchus nerka (sockeye salmon)
Lineage: Eukaryota; Metazoa; Chordata; Actinopteri; Salmoniformes; Salmonidae
Product: ankyrin repeat domain-containing protein SOWAHB-like
Exons: 1
Coding region: 1-2589 (862 amino acids)
Molecular function (GO): protein binding
Source: RefSeq, a predicted model, not a curated record
AUGAAUACGUCCCAGGUAUGCAGGUGGAGUUGCAAAUGUUCGGAUGGGGCGGAGUUAAUUGUUACUGGCGCAGAAAAAACCCCAUCUGACACUCCAUCGGGCUUGGAGCAAACAGACGGAAUGGCCACCGAUUUUACUCAGGAUUCGGUGCUGUACUUUCUCCGGUGCAACGGUGGAAGAGUGAAGAACUCUGAAUUGUUGGCGCACUUUAAUGCGUUUUUAAAGGACCACAAGAACCAGACGCACAAUCGGGAACUGUUUAAAAAGUUUAUUAACUCCGUGGCUGUGGUGAAAACGGAUGAGGGAGUUAGAUACGUUGUAUUGAGGAAGACAUUUCUGGGCUAUGUUGUUGGAGGAGAUAUCGCCGCAGGAUCCCAUUCUCCAAACCCCCCCAUCGGACAACAACCUGCGCCACAGGCGAGAGAGAGAGACCGCUCGCCGAGAGAUCCGGUAAACCUAAACCAGGAGAGAGGUCAGAAGGAAUUGAUCGAGACGCACUUGCACGUCACAAAUCAGAAGUUCCAUGUUCCACCGGGCAACACCAUCCAACUCACAGAAAAGAUAUUGGCCUCGGCUGGAAUUGUAAAGAAAAACAAUGUGAAAAGUACAGUCAACUUCGAAAAGCCUAUCCAAAGCUCCUCGCCAUGUGUGACAGACCAUGCGCUACCUCCGGCAUCCAGCAACAAAGAGGCACCGUUCCGCCCAUCUUACAAUGUAGAAAUAUCAAAGGGCUCAGAAGAUGGGAGUGGUCAGAGCAUUGAAGCAAAAUUGGAUAAAGAACCCGUGACUCUCCCUCUUUCAGUCCCAAAACUGAAUCACAAAGGCAUUUACAUUGGUGGUUACACACUUGGCAAGCAGUCAGUAGAACCCAAGAGGUCCUAUCCGCCCCCUGAGUUCCUGUACACAGAGGUGAAACCUCCGGCACCUCAGCCUCACCUAGCACAGGUGCAACAGAAUGCAGUACAGCCAAAGAGGAAGACUUCUGAAGCUGACCACAGAGGAGCCUCUGCAGCUACAGGAUGGCCACUGCUCACCACUCUAGAGCAUGCCAGCUCCUUUCCUUGUUUAUCUGAUCCUUCUGCUGCUCCCCUGACCCCUGACCCCCAGGUGACAAGGAGCAAUGACAACCUGGAUGGCAACCUUCACCUCCACCAUAGCAUCCCACAGCAGCCCAGACCAAAAGAAGAUGGAGUCCCUGACCCAGUCCCUAUCCCUGACAUUCACAGCCAGUAUCCGGAGGAGAGUAGAGCUGCUGUUCCCCAGUCUUGGGUCAAACCCCAGCCUCCCCAAUGCCACCUACCCCUGGAUUACCCAUACCACACAUCUGCUGCUGAUAGUGCUAGGUCUUCUGGUUACUCAGAGCAGUACCACCACCAGGCCGACUCCGGCCUCUCCUCCCGUCACAGCCACAGCAGCCUCCUCCUUUGCCCAUCACUGAACUCCAGGGAUGAGUGGCCCCAGGGUUCCCGUGGAGAUGAGUGCGCCAGCUAUGAAGCACUCAACUACCAGGUUCUCUCGGGUGAGCAGCUCUCUCAGAUGCACUGCGCCGAGAAGCAAGCCCCCUGGCCUCACUAUCACUCCACCGGUUACCUUGAUAACAACAAGGUGGACAUAGCAUCGUCAUGGCACCAUUCCACAGGUUAUCUCCAUGACGAUGAUGGUUCAGAGUCCAACGAGUCCACCUCUAUUCCUGGUUCGGCCCCCGAGCCAUUUCUCCGACCCGCCGCCCAGCGAAUCAGCACACAGCUCCGCAGCCGCAUGUGUCGUAGUCUCGGAGCCGGCCUGGACCAACAGUUUCCGGAGGACGGCGUCUCGGCACGGCACAACCGCCUCCACCUCCUCUCCUCCAACCUCAGCAUCAGCCACUCCUUCUCCCACCCUGCCUCACGUACACCCAGCUACAGAGACCUGAGGGGGGAGAUGCGAUCUGGGGCCUCCAGUAACAAGAGCUUAAACAGUGGCCAUGACAGCUCUUACUUCCACCGGCACAACCUGGUCCCCCUGGAGCCUAAGGAGCAUGACUGGCUGGUGAAGGGCGCUGCUGGACUCUGGGCCGACAUUUACACCCUGUUCAGAGAUGAACCCAGCCUCCUCACCAAGAGAGACUUCAUCACUGGUUAUACCAUCCUGCACUGGAUCGCUAAACAUGGAGACCACCGGGUCCUCAACACACUCUGGUACGGAGUCAACAAAGCCGGGUUGAAACUGGACGUGGAUGUGAAGACUACCUGUGGCUACACGCCUCUUCACCUGGCCGCCAUCCACGGAAACAACAAGAUGAUACGACUUCUGGUUCAUAAAUUCAGUGCCAACGUGGCCCUCAGGGACACUAGUGGUAAGAAGGCCUGGCAGCACCUCAGUCGCACCGGCCCAAUUGACCUUCUAGAGAUGCUAGGGGCCCCUCAGUGCUUGACCUCCACCGAGGGUAGCUCCUCAUCCCAGUCCACAGGAGAGAGACCCACAAGGCCGGUGACAUCCUCGGGCUCAGCCGCGGUGAAGAGGUCCACGUCUAUAGCUGUGUUCCUGAAUAAGACUCUGAUGAAGUUCCCAGGACGGGAAGGUUCGCGGUCGUCCGACUCUUUAGUGUGACACUAGUGUGGCUGUCCCACUAUGACCUCUAUUCUAAUGGCAACAGCCACUUACUAACUAAGCUGUGUUGGGGCUUCACAACGAAGAUUUGACACUUAAAAUCGGAUUUGCUUUCUUUAUGUCAAAUGUUAAUCCAUUCAUUUAUUUUAAUUUGUAAUUUUUUUUAGACCGAAUAAUUGAAUAAGGGGGUAGGGAUUGUGUUAUUGAGCUGUCUAAAUUAAUUUAUUAUGAAUGGAUAUGACAGACAGACCUUAACUGUAUCACUUGUGAUAACAAAAGCAAUAGAAUCAGUUCCGUGAGGUCGGAGUUAUAAAGAGAUUGUAUUUUAUUAUCAUAUAUGAGUAUAAUUGCUUUGCAUUUGUGUUUAUUUUUGGCGAGAACCUUUUUGUUUGUUUGCUACUGGGGAAAUGGCUUCCAGUCAAAUGUUUUGUUUUUUAAUGACCAGAGAAGAACCUUUUUUAAAAUGUCUUCUCUCCAACAACAGUUAAGUGCUUCAGCAGUUUCAUGUUUCAGGUGGUUACUUGACGCAGGAAUGUGGUUUUGUUUGUUCAAAGGCCUGUCAAAGUAGCAAUGUAUAUUACAUCAUCUGACUAAAGGAACAAGAAUCCUCCCUUUGCACCAGGUUGAAUAUGAUGCCAACUGUUCACUAGUUUAAAUCCCCGAAGGUUGAGUGAGGUUUAUAAAGUAUGGCUGUUUUAUUAUAUUGACUUGUUGUUAAUAUUGACACCAAAAGGUUGAAUCACACAAACUGUUUUCUCUCCAUGUGCUCUCAUGUUUCCAGAUGCAGCAUGUCCUGAAGUACUAAAACAAUCCAAAAUGCUUUUCAUUUAAUGUCACUCUAAAGCCAUUUCCUUAAAGACCCAGUCAAAAUAGUUUUUUCCCCCCUGUGUUUUGUAUAAUAUUGUACAGCGGCUGAUGAAACUAACUCUGUAAAAGUGUUUAUUUUUAUUAUAUUUUAGCAGUGUUAUUUCCUGAUCGUUACUGGUUGAAAAUACAAUAUACCCAGGGUCUUCUAAUCAGCAGCUUUCCAUGGUGACAUGUUUUUAAAUUGGUUAAUAUCAAGAGUUCUAAACAUCUCUGCCAAUAACUGCUAUGUUUCAGUUCCCCCCGCCCCACUCAGACCACUCCCCCAGACACUCCUACCAAAUACUUUCAUGAGAAAAACAUUUUCCCCCUUUCAAUGGAAAUCUAUUACAAAUCUGUUAUUUGUCACAUGCUUCGUAAACAGAUGUAGACUGACAGUGAAAUGCUUACUUAAAGAUACUUUUCAGACAAUGCAGUGUUAAAGAUACAUUUAAACAAGAUUAAAAAAACAAGUAAAAUACACGAAGCUACUUUAUUGUUACCUAGAAAUGAUUUAAUGUUGCUAUAAAAACCGCGGCAUUUGAGCCUUUUUAACAUCUUAUUUUUAUUUGUUUUGUUUCCAAAACUAAUAUUAUUGAUCCAAGUGAAAUGUUCACCUGUGUUGAACAUUAAGGUGCAAGAGAGCAGGUUAUAACAGAGGUUCUGAUCCAAAUAGCAGCAUAUUCCCUAUGUAUCACACUGCUCUGGUCAAAACUAGUCCACUAUAUAGGGAACGCGGUGCCAUUUUGGAUGCAAGAAAAAAUCUCUUCAGGUGCUGGAUUCAUACAGUGGAUGUAAACAGACAUGAUAAACCAUUCUACGUGCCAGCUAUGGCUCUGGAGGGCUGGAGGUAUGUGAGGGACCGGGGGGAGGCUUCAGACUGGAGGGCUGGAGGUAUGCGAGGGACCGGGGGAGGCUUCAGACUGGAGCUCUGGAGGGCUGGAGGUAUGUGAGGGACCGGGGGAGGCUUCAGACUGGAGGGCUGGAGGUAUGUGAGGGACCAGGGGGAGGCUUCAGACUGGAGGGCUGGAGGUAUGCGAGGGACCGGGGGAGGCUUCAGACUGGAGGGCUGGAGGUAUGUGAGGGACCGGGGGAGGCUUCAGACUGGAGCUCUGGAGGUAUGCGAGGGAC